Messenger RNA from Spodoptera littoralis (African cotton leafworm), 2613 nucleotides. The record is from the annotation of a GenBank genome assembly. NCBI's taxonomy places the organism in Eukaryota, Metazoa, Arthropoda, Insecta, Lepidoptera, Noctuidae.
AUGGAUAUUACAUUUCCAUUUCCUUUUAAACCCUAUGAUAUUCAAGAAAAGUUUAUGAGAGAACUUUAUUUUACUUUAGAAGAACAAAAACUUGGAAUAUUCGAAAGUCCUACUGGAACGGGUAAAUCGUUAAGUAUUUGCUGUGGAGUUUUGAAGUGGUUGAGGGACAAUAAUCAGAAAAUAGUUGAAGAUCUAGAAAAAGAAGUCACUCAAUUGAAGGCAGAAAUAUCAAAUAGUGCAGCAUCUGAUGACUGGCUGACAGAAGAAUAUGAAAAAAUUAAAAAGAAUCAGAAUCUCAUAUCCCUACAACUAAAACUAGAUAAAAUAAAAAAACAAAAAGAAGUCUUUGAUCAGAUGAAAGUACGACUUUCCAAACAGAAGACAAAUUCUGCUAACAAAACUAUAGAAUUCUAUUUUAAUAAGAAGGAUAAAAGUGAGAAAUUAGAAGAUGAUAAGGAGAAUCUUCUAGAAGAUAAAGGGGAGAGUGAAGAAGAUAGAGACCUUAUUUUAGAAGAGAUUGAGGACAAAGAUGAUGAAGCAUCUGAUGCUGAAGAAGUUAUAGAGGAUGAUAAAGAGCAAAUGACAAAAAUAUACAUAAGCAGUAGAACACACAGCCAACUGUCUCAGUUUAUAGGAGAAGUCAAAAGGACUGUUUUCAAAGAUGACACUAGAGUGGUCACGCUAGCUUCCAGACAACAUUACUGCAUCAAUUCUGAAGUUACUAAACUAAAAAAUGUAAAUCUUAUUAAUGAGAGAUGUCUCGACAUGCAGAAAUCGAAAUCUAAAUCAACUUCAGUAGGCGAAGACGGGAAAGUGCUUAAGAAGACCAAAACGAGAGCAUGUACCGCCUGUCCUUAUUAUAAUCAGACUAAUAUAAUCCGCUUAAAGGAGAGAAUGCUGGUGGACAUUAUGGACAUGGAAGAUUUAGUCAAAUGUGGCAAAGAGCUGAAGGCAUGUCCUUAUUAUGCUUCUAGAAUGGCUAUGGAAGAUGCUGAGAUGGUCCUAAUAAGUCACGCAGGAAUAGUAAGCUCAGGUGCUCGCUCUGGAAUAUCAUUAAAACUGGAUAACAACAUACUAAUACUAGAUGAGGCACAUGGGUUGACUGCGGCCUUAGAGAAUGCACACUCUGCACCAGUUUCGGUAAAGCAACUGAACUCAGUGAAGACAUUCUUGCAGUUUUAUAUCAACAAGUAUAGAGCGAGGUUGAGUAGCAAGAAUCUGUUGACGCUGAAUCAACUUAGUUUUGUCGUGGGGAAACUAUUGGGUAUGAUAAAACCGAAAACUUCAAGCGACAAACAACAACAUGAAACUACGAUUUACACCCUUGAGGACUUUGUGAUAAAGGCUGAAAUUGAUCACAUGAACUUACGACCUUUAGUAGAAUUUUGUAGAAACACUAGGUUAGCUCCUAAGUUACAUGGCUUCUCUAUGAGGUACAGUCAGCAAGCACUUGAGGAAGAGAUGAAGAAAAGUACGGUUAACAAAAAAAGUUCGUUCGAAAUGUUUAUGAGUAAUAUUUCUAAGAAGAAAGGUGAAAACGUUGAAGUUGAGCCGGAAGUAAAGGAAAAUGUUAGUGUUCAAGUUAAUGUGCCAACAGAGACAUCAGCGGGCAGUGGAUUGUACGCAGUGUUAGAUUUCCUAGAAAUGCUAUGCGACCGCAGUGAGAACGGACGAGUAUUGGCACAGGGAGACCAGAAUGGAUUGCUCAAGUAUUUGUUAUUGAACCCUGCUGAACAUUUCUCUGAAGUCGUGAGGCAGUGUCGAUCUGUGAUAGUAGCAGGAGGUACAAUGGAGCCUAUAUCAGAAUUCCAAGCGUUACUAACGAGCCAUACAAACAAUACAGACUCAGUGAACAUAGUUCGAUGUGAACAUGUAGUGCCGCCAGAAAAUGUACUAGGAAUAUGUCUGUCUAAAGGACCCACCAAUGUUAGCCUCAACUUCUCAUAUGAGAAUAGAAUGUCUCAUGAAUUGCUCAGUGAAGUAGGUCGUAUCCUCAGAAAUAUAUGCAGCAUAGUUCCCGGAGGAGUCGUAUGCUUCCUACCUUCAUACUCCUAUGAACAAACUGUAUAUGAACAUUUAAAAACCAAUAAAGUCGUUGAAGCCAUCACUAAGAAGAAACCCAUAUUCCGGGAGCCAAAAUCUGCUACCGAUGUUGAUCAGGUUUUAAAUAAAUUUGCAUCAGCUGUUAAGAAUAGGGAUGGAGAUCAUAAUGGAGCUUUAUUGUUGAGUGUCGUUGGUGGCAAACUCAGUGAAGGAUUAAACUUUAGUGAUGAUCUCGGGCGAUGUGUAAUGGUGGUCGGGAUGCCAUAUCCGAAUGUAAAAUCACCAGAGUUGCAGGAGAAGAUGAACUAUUUGAAUAAAACUGCAGGCGGAAGCGCAGGAAAUAUUUAUUAUGAGAAUCUUUGUAUGAAAGCCGUGAACCAAUGUAUUGGUCGAGCCGUGAGGCACGCCAAUGACUACUCUUGCGUGCUAUUGGUGGAUGAACGAUACUCAAGACCUCAAACUAUGUCCGCUUUACCUUCAUUUGUACAGAAAUCACUGAUAUCGAAUUGCAAUUUUGGUACAACGAUUAGUAAUAUAGCGAGGUUUUUUGCAAGACAUAAAGAGAAAUGA